GGCGCUUCCAAGAUGGCGGCCUCCUUGUGUCAGUGUUACCAGCUGUGUGUAAGGAGAAGCUCCGCGCUGGUCUUGUCUGGUCAUUACUCCUCGCUGUACCCCAGAGCUCAUGUCUUCAGGAUAUGUGGAGCUCCGGCCGCCGCCGCAGCACAGGUCAGGUUUAUGUCCAGCGGUGGCGGCAGGAAGGGUUUUCUGGGAGAGUUUCUGGAUAAUCUGAAGCAGGAACUGAGCAAGAACAAAGAGAUGAAGGAGAACAUCAAGAAGUUUCGAGAGGAGGCCAAAAAACUGGAGGAAUCUGAAGCCCUCAAACAGGCCAGGAGGAAAUAUAAAACCAUCGAGUCUGAAACGGUGAAAACGUCGGAAGUGUUGAAGAAAACUCUCGGCUCUCUGUCAGAUACGGUGAAAGAGGGUUUGGAAGAAGUCGGACGAACAGACAUCGGGAAGAAAAUCAAAGAAGGAGUCGAGGAAGCGGCUAAAUCGGCUAAACAGUCUGCAGAGACGGUGACAAAAGGAGGAGAGAAACUGGGGAAGACUGGAGCGUUUCGCGCUAUUUCACAGGGUGUUGAGAGUGUGAAGAAGGAGAUUGGAGACCUGGGUCAGAUGGGUCCGUAUCGGCCGCCCAGCAGACUCAGAAAGAGGACAGAGUUCUCAUCCAAAGCCGGAGCAGCAGAAGACAAAGUGUUUGAGGCCAAUGAGGAGGCGAUGGGUGUUGUGCUACACAAGGACUCCAAAUGGUAUCAGCAGUGGAAAGACUUCAAGGACAACAAUGUAGUUUUCAACAGAUUCUUCGAGAUGAAGAUGAAGUACGAUGAGAGCGACAACGCCUUCAUCAGAGCGUCACGAGCCGUCACCGACAAAAUGACAGACAUCAUCGGCGGUCUGUUCUCUAAAACGGAGAUGUCUGAAGUUCUGACUGAGAUCCUGAAGGUGGACCCGAGCUUCGACAAGGACUCUUUCCUGAAGCAGUGCGAGAAAGACAUCAUUCCCAACAUCCUGGAGGCCAUGAUUCAGGGGGAGCUGGAUGUGCUGAAGGACUGGUGCUACGAGGCUACGUACAGUCAGCUGGCUCAUCCAAUCCAACAGGCCAAAGCGAUGGGGCUUCAGUUUCACUCCAAGAUCCUGGACAUUGAUAAUAUUGACCUCGCGAUGGGGAAAAUGAUGGAGCAGGGUCCGGUUCUCAUCAUCACCUUCCAGGCUCAGUUAGUGAUGGUGAUCCGCAAUGUAAAGGGUGAAGUGGUCGAGGGAGACCCGGACAAAGUGUUGAGGAUGAUGUAUGUUUGGGCUCUGUGUCGGGAUCAGGAAGAACUGAACCCUAACGCCGCCUGGAGACUCCUGGACAUUUCCGCUUCCAGCACUGAGCAGAUACUUUAAGUACUGCCUCUUUAAGACCACAAUAAAGGGGAGGGCGUGGCUCAACUGAGGGGGCGUGACCACACACAUCAGUUUCUUUUACAUAACCCCGCCCCCAUUGGUUUCUUCCAGAGCUCUUCCAGGAACCCUGACUAGACUGCAGGUUUGCUCUUGUUGAGCCAAAAUGGCCGCCGGUUGGACUCACGCCAUUGGACGGAUACUUAACUGUCGAAAAGACUAAAAGACUUUUUUUGUUUGUACCAUCUGUCCAGAAGGAUUACGUAACGUUGAGUGGUUAUCAAGUGCCAGUCUGCUAAAUUUAUCAGUAACAUGUUUAAUAAUGAUUAUAACAGAUGCAAUUUCUAUUAAAUCCCCUUAAAUCGAGAUACAAUCUGGAGUUGCUGCAGGCCGUCAGUGUGUCUAUAUUUAUUAAAGAUUUGCUCCCGUUUCAUCGGGUUGUGUAGUUUUAUCAAUGACGGAUUGUAUCUUUGAUGUUUGAGAGAGUUCAGCAGAUUGUUAGUUUAUUUUUAUUCAUUCACGUCUCUGUUAUUUGGGGCUAAAAAUAGCCAAAAUGGCUCCCUCUACAUUAAAUUGAGCUGGUUGAUUGUAGACCUGGAUUAUCCGAAAACGUGAAAUGUAAAAUAAAUUUAUUCCAUGCUUCAUUAUUCA
Messenger RNA from Danio rerio (zebrafish), 2019 nucleotides. It is a transcript of the gene timm44, whose product is annotated as translocase of inner mitochondrial membrane 44 homolog (yeast). Gene Ontology annotation, cellular component: mitochondrial inner membrane. Gene Ontology annotation, biological process: protein import into mitochondrial matrix. Lineage: Eukaryota; Metazoa; Chordata; Actinopteri; Cypriniformes; Danionidae. Gene Ontology annotation, molecular function: protein-folding chaperone binding. The record is from RefSeq and is marked provisional.